UCAUAUUAAAAAAAUAAUAUUAUUUUUAAAAAAUAUAUUUUAAUCGUGUUUUUUCAAAACUUAGUAAAUAGGCUCUUGUAUCGUAAUAAUCGUUUAGAUGUAUCUUAUUUUUAGCUAAUUUAGUUGAUUUAUUGUGUCCUACUGCUGCAAAGAAGGUAGAAAAUGAAGAAAAUUGAAUUUUGAGCUUAAUUCUCAAUACAACUCUAUGCCAAUACAUAUUUUUGAAAAGCUUAAAUGAUUUCCAAUUAAUAUAACAAAUAACAUAUAGUGUGUUCCAUUAAAAAAUAUAUGCUUGCUUCAUAACAAAAAAAACGGUUAGAGCAUGUAAAAAACAGACUACUACGCUACUGGAUUCUGGAAACAAAUGCUAUAUGUACGUUUUUUAACUCAUGUAGCAUAAAUUGGUUAAGGCUUUCGCGGCCCGCUGACUCCGAUGUUUGACAGUCUACGUCCAACAUCGGAGAUGGAAGGACCUCGGAAGAAGCUCGCCACUCGUGCUAGCGAAAUGUUAGGAAGUAAUUCCAAUCGACGACGGCCUUUAAACCCGAAUCAAGAUAAUAGCUCAUGUAGCAUAUAUAUAAUUACUUAUAAGACAACGGAAAUACGGGGAUGGUGCCAAAAUCGAUAGUUUUGGGUUUCAGCCUGUAACUCAAAAACCAAGAUGGUCAUGGUAAUUUUGUUGACACAAAAGUAGCAUAGUGUCGCUGUCUUUAAAAAUAACUGACCACCAACAAAUAAUACAACAAAUGACAAUACGGCAGCUGACAUUGUCGAAUUUGUAUUAUUUAACAAACACUAAUGGUUAUUGUAACUAUACUAAAACUAUCUAAAAUACUUAUUUUUAAGAAUUCAUGUUUUAAUGACAGAAAUAAUGCCCAACAAGUUUUAGGUAUAAUUUGUCCUAGAAGCUCUAGGGAAAUUGCACAACCAAACUUCAAGUCAACAUUUCUUCCGGUCGCUUAAUAUCGUUACGUGGCACUAAAUGCUUCUCUCACUAAACUUUUAUACCAAUUAUUGCCAGUUUCUAUUUAUUAUCCAUAACCCGAUAUAAGACACAAUAGUUCGCAAAGCGAAAACGAGCAGAAGUGAACAAAAAAGAAAUGGCGUCCACACAUCUGUAGAGAUUUGUCCGCGAAUGUGUAGCAACAACGAAUAUGUCUGCCGACAACUCCACCUGUAUGUAGCCUACGAAGAACAAACACAUUCUGUCAAGAUGGCAUGUUUCGGUGUUCCCGAGUCCACGAUACUCGCUAAAUCGCCCUGCGCUCAUACGCACAUGGUAGUAAAUGACAACACCGUCAGGUAAACAACGAAUAAGUAACAAAAAAUGAUCGUGUCGCGUUUCGGAUUCCAUUUCGAUCGAAUUCGUCGCGUCGGACGGCGCUCGUCAAUCGUUGGUGCAUCUCGUCGCGAUCCCUACGUUUUUUUUUUAAUUCUCGAGCUGCCUCGUGUGAACCCAAGAGCUGGAUCCUUCGAGUGGUUUAUUUAGUGUUGGAUGUGGCGGUUCAUUUCAAAAUGCACGUCGAAGGGAAAUUUAAUUUAUAUUUUGCGGUACUCGUGGGUACUCUGACAGAAGCGUGGAGUCACAAUUUGCGGCAGUUGGAUAAUACGGACUUGUUAAAUCAGGCCGAAUCAAACAUUCCCCAUCAAGAAUCCACUUCCAAAAUUCACAUGCCAUAUAAUUCCUUUGAUGGUAUUGGUGUCGAUGAGCAGGAUACCGCCACUUUGGACACGUGGUCGGUGAUAUGGUACAUUGCCUCGUUCGGCGGCCUCAUCGUUUUUUUCCUCAUUGUCUCAUGCAGCGAAUGGUGCUGCAGACGCAACGCCAGAAGAAACUUUACCAGGAAUAGCAACGUGCAAAGCGUGAAUGUAGCUGUGCCUGAGACUCCACCGCCUUCGUAUGACCAGUUCGCGCCUCCGGACUACGAAAGUCUAGUCUACGGCAGAAACGGAAGAAACGGCACCGAGAAAAGCAAAUAUGACGUUUUUGUGGUACCGGUUCACGCACUGGACACCAUAAUGGAAGAGGCUAGAUUGGAACAAGCCCCACCAUCGUACAAUAGUGCUAGGAUUAUGCUUGCACAUUUGCCGAAUAAUCAUACCAGUCAUCCUCCUACGUGAUGAUUGGUGUUGGAUAUAGACAUAUAUCUUUGACUUGAAGCAAAGCCGUAAUUUAAAGAGUACUUUGGUCGAUGUAAAGCAAAAGUAAGGCCAGUAAAGUUGGCUGUUUAAUGGACCUAUUGUGAUAAACCCAACAUAAGUUUAAGAGAGGUGCGUGGUGUGCUCAACUCCAAGAAUGCGUAAUGUUUUUUUUAUCUAGUCUCGAGAGGUUUAAGUCCCUUCAUACGAAGUGUAUACUUAUUACAAAACGAAAAAAUUAAUUACUAGUAUUUAUGUACAUAUCUCAUUACCCCUUUGCUGUGUUGUUGAAUGAAAAUAGCAAGAAAAGAAUUUUAUUUUGUUUUUGUUGACGUGUAACGAUAAUUUAGCAGUUUUUCGAAAAGCGCAACAGCGUUUUAGGUUAGAUUUUUGUACCUGCUGUAAAUAAGUAUAUAUUUAUUUGUAAAUAUAGGACGGUAAGCGUAUUCAAUUCGGCUCGAAGCGUAUUCAUAGCAUUUUCUACGAAAGUUCAUGAAAUAAAG
Cylas formicarius (sweet potato weevil) is the source of this 2642-nucleotide messenger RNA. RefSeq lists its product as uncharacterized. NCBI's taxonomy places the organism in Eukaryota, Metazoa, Arthropoda, Insecta, Coleoptera, Brentidae. The coding region runs from base 1516 to 2121 and encodes 201 amino acids. The transcript is spliced from 3 exons. The record is from RefSeq and is a predicted model, not a curated record.